UUAUUUAGAACAACUGCAUUUUAGUACUCGAACUAGUAUUAAUUUCGAUUCACAAAAAUUUAGUAAACAACUUAUUAUAAGGAAUUAAUACCAUUUCUACCUCGAUUUCACAUGAUUUAGUUAACAACUUUAAUGGGAAUUUAGAUUCCAACUCCUCAUCAAUUAUCAAUUCCUCCUAACCCGAUUAUAGAUUACUAAACAUAUCUAUAAAGUAUUUGGACUCCAUAUAUCACAGUAAGAAAUAUUCCUUUUAAGCAUAUAAUUAAAGUUUAAUUAUCGAUGUGCUCCUUGUGCUUUGCUGGAAAUUCUACUUUACCCCCUACAUUUCAAACUGGGUCAAUAUAUGCCUCAUGUGCUUUAUUUCCGUGUCCCCCAUUCCCCCAUUCCGUCAAUUUGAUUAGUAAAACUGUUAACUUAUUGACGUAGCAUAAUCCUUUUAGUAAUUUUAGCUAUUAAACAAAUUUUAAAAUCUAAUUUAAAUAUAAAAAAUAUUUUAAUAAUAUUUUAAAAAAUAAGAUUAGAAAGAUAAAUUAAAAAAAAAAUAAAAAUUCCCAGCACCCCAGUAGCCCCACCACCACACCUCCCACCAUAACCCAAUCCAAUCCGCCUAGCCACCCAUGACCAGCACUCCGCCAUGGUUCAAAUAUGAUCUCCUUACCCAGGUGAUAUACCUAUUCCAAAAUAUUGAUAACAUUCUCUCCAAUCCACUUAGCCACUUUCACCCCCCAGCCAUGGGUUGUUGGGGGCGGUAGUUGGUGAUGGAGAAGGGUUGGGUUGUGGUGGGAGGUGUGGUGGCUAUUUGGGUGGUGGUUUUUUUUUUUUUUUUUAAAAUAUUUUUUAUAUUUAAUUUAGAUUUUGAGAAUUUGUAGAUCUAAAAUUACUAAAAUACAUAUGUCAAGUUAGUAAGUUAAUGAUUUUACUAACCAAAUUGACAGAAUGGGGAACGAGGGACACAGACAUAAAACACAUGGGGUAUAUUGACGUAGUUUGGAAUAUAAAAAAUAAAGUGAAAUUUUCAAUAACAUACAAGAGUCACAUCGAUAAUUAAGCCUAUAAUUAAUCACUCAUGAGUUGAUGAUGGCAAACCUAUAUAUUUUUGCCGACUAAAGAUAUCAUGGUCAUGUGAGUCAUAUCAGACUUAUUAGCUCUUCUGUUCUUUCAAUAUGUUGAUUAUUUGAGACAAUUCUCAAAACUUUUAUUUUGUGCACUAGCUUUUUUUUUUUUUUUUUCCCUAACACAAUCAUUAAAUCUAUAUAUAUAUAUAUAUAUAUAUAUAUUUGAAGCACACAUUUAGAUAAUAAUUCACCGAAAUGGAAUACAUUUACUAUACACACUUCAUUAUAUAUGCCAUGUGUUGAACUGUAUGCUUCAAAUGGAAUACAUUUACUAUACACACUUCAUUAUAUAUGCAUCAUGGGUUAAUAUAUGAUUAUAUAUGGAUCUUUCUUUUUGUGUGUGAUGUAUUGGGUUUGGCAGCAUGUGAUCUUGGCUCCUUGGAUCAUUCAUGGCGCAUACUCGUUUGUGGUUAAUGAUGGGAAAGAAAAAGAUCUAUCUUAUUUCCUCAUCUUUCCAUUUAUGCUGUGGAGGAUGAUCCACAACCAGAUAUGGAUCACUCUGUCUCGAUACCAGACCGCCAAGGGCAAUGGCCGAAUCGUUGUACAAACCUCUUGAGUUUGAGCAAGUCGACCGAGAAAGAAAUUGGGAUGAUCAAAUAGUGUUCAAUGGGAUUUUGUUCUGCCUAGGCAGCAGGCAUAUGCCUGGGGCUCAAAAUCUGCCACUUUGGAGGACAGAUGGGGUUCUCUUGACGAUUUUGCUGCAUGCUGGCCCAGUGGAGUACCUCUACUAUUGGCUCCACAGAGCACUUCACCAUCAUUUCCUCUACUCUCGCUACCAUUCUCAUCACCAUUCCUCUAUUGUCACUGAGCCAAUCACUUCUGUGAUUCAUCCAUUUGCGGAGCACAUAGCAUAUUUCGUACUCUUUGCUAUACCUAUGUUGACGACUACACUCACGGGGACAGCUUCAAUCAUAUCCUUUGCUGGCUAUGUUACUUAUAUUGACUUCAUGAACAACAUGGGACACUGCAAUUUUGAGCUCAUUCCAAACUGGCUCUUCUCCAUUUUCCCUCCUCUUAAGUAUCUCAUGUACACCCCAUCGUUCCACUCUUUGCAUCACACGCAAUUCAGGACCAAUUACUCACUCUUCAUGCCAAUCUACGACUACAUCUAUGGAACCAUGGACAAAUCUUCAGAUUCUCUCUACGAAACUUCACUCAAGAGAAAGGAAGAAACACCAGAUGUCCUUCAUCUAACUCAUCUAACAACACCUGAGUCCAUCUAUCAUCUACCGCUAGGAUUUGCUUCCUUGUCCUCUAAGCCCCACACAUCACACUGGUACCUAUGGUUGAUGUGGCCUGUGACACUGUGGUCCGCGAUGCUUACUUGGAUCUAUGGCCGUACAUUUGUGGUUGAGCGGCAGCGUUUUGACAAGCUAAGAUUACAAACUUGGGUCAUACCCAAAUACAGCUUGCAAUACUUCUUGCAAUGGCAAAAUGAAGCUAUCAAUGGUUUGAUUGAGGAAGCCAUACUGGAAGCAGAGGAAAAGGCAAACAAAUGA
This is a messenger RNA of Prunus persica (peach), 2614 nucleotides long. Its product is annotated as protein ECERIFERUM 1. Lineage: Eukaryota; Viridiplantae; Streptophyta; Magnoliopsida; Rosales; Rosaceae. The record is from RefSeq and is a predicted model, not a curated record. Gene Ontology annotation, biological process: lipid biosynthetic process. The coding region runs from base 1643 to 2614 and encodes 323 amino acids. The transcript has 6 exons. Gene Ontology annotation, molecular function: iron ion binding; oxidoreductase activity.